AUGGUGCUGUUUGCACUGUUCAGUGUGGCCCUGGCUCAGAAACCAGCUAAUACAACAGAGAUGGAUAACAGUAGUAGUAAUAAUAGCACAAGCGCUGGCCCUCCACCAAGUCUAUGUACUUCGUAUCCUGAUAACGGUAUUUGCCAUGGUUUUAUCAACUACUCUGUCUUUACAAAAGGCGCACCUGUUGCCAUGAUUGAACAACAACUGGGCCAAUUGGUCAAUAUGAGCAAACUGCUGGGCCAUGUCGCUCCUUCCUGUGUCGAUGCCUACUACCGCUAUUCCUGUUCUCUUGCUUAUCCCAAAUGUGGUGAAAAUGCUGCUGCAGCACCUAAAAUGGGAUGUCAGCAAGCCUGCCAAGAUGUUCACUACGAAUGUACAAAUAUUUUCAUGUUGACUGGCAAGGGCGCUUUGCCAGACUGUAACAAAAAGUCUCCUCUUACUAGACAGCGCCUUUCAUCAGAUGCUUCCACUUGCAAUGCGAUAGCACCUCAAAUUGAAGAUCCCCAUGCCUUCUAUAAUUUAUCUGCCUUAACACCUGGUUUUAUUAUGGACGCAUGUCCAUCUCCUUUCUUGAAGGAUCCUAAUGCAAAGCCAGGGCUCGUUGACCAAAACAACAAUAUCUACUGUCGUGCUGGUUGUUGUAUCCCUUGUCCUGCACAGAACUAUUUCUAUCCUGAAGGUUGGGCCGUGCACGGAUUUUUAGCAACGGAUAUCCUCCGUUUCAUCUCAUCUAUUGUGUCCUUCUUUAUGCUCGUCAGCUACUUGGUGCUUCCCGACAAGAGAAGACAUCCUUCAUUGCUCAUUUUGAACGUAUCUGCCAGUAUCUUUUUGUUCAGUUUUGUAGUGUACUUUUCCAUUGGUAACCCUCAACGUCUCCAAUGCGCUAAUGCGGUUGCUGUAAGCACACAAGAUAACAAUGCGCUGUGUGCUACACAAGGCGCAAUCUUAAUUUUCGCUUCUUUGGCUACAUGCUGCUGGAGUGCUGCCCUGAUUCUCAACCUCCAUAUGCACACUGUAUGGAACUCUAAUUUCUUUACCAAUCGCUACUUCAUUCUCAACAUCUUGUGCUGGGGCUAUCCUGCUGUGAUCAUGGCUGUAUCUGUCGGUUUGCAUCAAGUCAAGUUUGAAUUUGCCAACUUGUGUCUGGUAGCAGUAGACAGGAUCUUUGAGCUGUUCUUCUACCCUAUGGCUGCCAUUGUAUGCCCUGCCUUUGUGGUCCAUAUUGCCACAUUUGUCUACAUUACAAAGAUUGCUAUCCAAGAAGGCGUGCAGUCAGACAUGUCUCAAUCCCUAUCUCGUGGCUCUAUGGCGGGUCAUUCGCCUGCUCGUCGCCAUAAGCAUGUCAUUACAGCUGUGCAGAUCCAAUGGCGUGCACUCUUAUUAGCUAUUCUUUCGAGUGGAACUGUCAUCUUUUACUGGAUUUUCUACUUUACUCAAAUCCAUCGUGUUGUGAGCUUGGAACGAGAUCAGAGUAUCACAAACCACUGGUUAGAGUGCAUGUUGUCCCCUGGUGGCCAUCAAAAUAGCUGCGUUACUAUCAUUCGAGAUCAUUUGCCUCCUUACGGCCUCAUGAUGGCGGCUGAAACGCUGGUGAGUACUCAGGGUAUCUGGUUGUUUGUCAUUUUCGGAAAGAGAUCGCUUUGGAGAGAAUGGAACGAUUUAAUCUAUGAUUUGCGCAUUUCGUUUGGUAAUCGUGGUAGAAUGGAAAAGAACGGCGAACAGUUCUUUGCUCUUUGA
Mucor velutinosus is the source of this 1740-nucleotide messenger RNA. RefSeq lists its product as uncharacterized. Gene Ontology annotation, molecular function: G protein-coupled receptor activity; protein binding. Gene Ontology annotation, cellular component: membrane. The record is from RefSeq and is a predicted model, not a curated record. Gene Ontology annotation, biological process: G protein-coupled receptor signaling pathway; cell surface receptor signaling pathway. The coding region runs from base 1 to 1740 and encodes 579 amino acids. NCBI's taxonomy places the organism in Eukaryota, Fungi, Mucoromycota, Mucoromycetes, Mucorales, Mucoraceae. The transcript is spliced from 5 exons.